UGAAAGGCUUUUUAGUCUCUUAGCGCAACACAAUAGAGCUAUUGCAGUUUAAAUAUCAUAAGAAAAUUUAAGCUAACGAAAAUUAACAUCUCGACGAGUAGUGACGAUAAAUUCAUAACCGAAAAUAUUUAAAUUUUUCGUAUUUGCAUCUACAUAAAUCCAUUAAUUUCCUUUUCGAAAAAGAGUGAUAUUUAUUUAUACGAGCCCCUUUAAAAUAUUGUGAAACUUUCUACAUUAUGUACACAGUCGAUUGUGGUCACAGGCCUAGGGAUAAGUAGUGUGUUGAAAUCUUUUUAUAGAAAAUUAGCGGUUUUUUCGUUUUGAGAAAUAAUUGUAUAUUAAAAAGCAUCACAACGGAGAAAGUCAAAAGAUAUUUAAAUAUGGCCACAUCAAAUACAAUUGUGCUGAAGAGUUUAUCGGUUCUUCUUGGACUAUUUUUUGUAUUUGUCGGAGCACUUAAACUAACACCUCACAUUAGCAAGGAUUUAUACAAAGAUUUGCGAACGGAAUAUGUAAAGUAUGCAAAGGUUUUCCCUCUCACUGCCUUGUUUGGAAUUAAAAUUCCUUCGAAAUGGUAUCGCCGCUGCGUUGGUAUUCUAGAAAUUGUAUGUGGCUUGGCGAUGGCUCUGAUUCCAUUUCAUAAAGUUAAGAAUGCUGCUAAUAUAACUUUGUUGAUGCUCAUGUUACUGGGAGUUUAUCAACAUUACAUGGUUAGCGAUCCGUUCGAGAGAUCUGGUCCAGCACUCGUUUUUACGUUCAUGCUUGGAGGAAGGCUUGUUGUAUGGUAUCAGACAAGUCGAAAAGAAACUGAUCCUACAUCGGCUAAUCCAGCACAAGCAAAUGGUAUCAAGCAGGACUAAAUUAAUUUCUAAUCAUCGUUUUUAUUUUUAAACCUAGCAGAAAUUGAACAAAAAUGACAUUAGAACUCAUAAUCCUUAUCGAAGCGAAAUGAUUAAAUUUAGUGAAUUAUUUUAAUUUGUGUCAACCCAUUUCUAGUCGUAGUUUUAAAAAACUCGUGAUAGCUACUUUUGUUUUUUUUUUAUUUACUAGCAUAUUUUACUUUUAAGUGCCAAACGAGAAUUGUGCGUGUUGAUCAUAGGAAUAUAAAUUUUUUUAUUUAAUACUCUGUCCUUUUGCACAACAAGAAAAUAUCCCUUUCAGUGAGGAAUUCACAUAUAUACAUACAUAAAUGACAAAGAAACGUUUUUUGAUUUUUAUUUUAAACACACAUUUUUAUAAAAAAAAAUCAUUUAAUAAAAAAAUUUAAUAAAAA
This is a messenger RNA of Eupeodes corollae, 1273 nucleotides long. Its product is annotated as novel acetylcholine receptor chaperone. The coding region runs from base 381 to 860 and encodes 159 amino acids. The record is from RefSeq and is a predicted model, not a curated record. Gene Ontology annotation, cellular component: endoplasmic reticulum. The transcript has 4 exons. Gene Ontology annotation, biological process: chaperone-mediated protein complex assembly; positive regulation of protein localization to cell surface. NCBI's taxonomy places the organism in Eukaryota, Metazoa, Arthropoda, Insecta, Diptera, Syrphidae.